AAAUAAAAAAUAAUAGAAUAAUAAACAAGUAUUUUACGAGGAUAUAUAUGUAAAUAUAAAUUUUAGGAGGAUAUUCACGUAAAAUUUGCUAUUCAUAAGUGUAUUUAGGCAAAAAAUCUAAUUUUUUUUCUAUCUUAUAACCUCGGAUGACGGAAAUCACCAUUGUAACGGCGCCGUGACGGUUCUUCAGACUUGGCCGCCAUCGUUGGCUCCAGAAAGCAAACGCAUCGUCAAAUGUUUUACACUCUCCUUCAUGCUCUCUCUCAUUACGUUUGACGCGCGUUGGUACGCCUUCUAAAACCCUAAAGCAAACCCUCCCCUCCCCCCCGACGACACCUUCGAAGCCUCCAUCUCCAUCCAUGGCCACCAAGAAGCGCAAGGUCGACCAAGAAGACGACCUCCUCUCCGCCCCCAACCACGAUUCCGACCCCCAAUCCCAAAUCCCAGACUCUGCCACCGCCGCGGAGGGGGCGGCGCCGCCGCCGGUGGAGGAAGACGAGGCCGACGACGAGGACGAGGACGAGGACGUGGGGAAGCUUCUGGAACCGCUGUCGAAGGAGCAGCUGAUCUCUCUCCUCCGGUCCUCCGCCGCCUCCGACUCGGCCACUCUCGCCGAGAUUCACCGCCUCGCCGACCUCAACCCCGCCCACCGGAAGCUCUUCGUCCAUGGCCUUGGCUGGGAAACCACCUCCGACGGCCUCCGCGCCGCAUUCGCCCGCUACGGCGAGAUCGAGGACUGCCGCGUCGUCGCCGACAAGGCCACCGGUCGCUCCAAGGGCUACGGCUUCCUCCUCUUUCGCCACCGCCGCUCCGCCGGCCGCGCCCUCCGCCGUCCACAGAAGCUCAUCGACAACCGCAUGACCGCCUGCCAGCUCGCCUCCGCCGGCGCCCCCUCCGGCGCUGCUCAUCCCCCGCCGCCCCACCAUCACACCGCCUCCUCCAAUCCUAACCCUAACGCCGCCUCCCAGGACAACCUCCCGAGGAAGAUCUACGUCGGGAACGUCCACUCCAACAUCGACGGUGCCCGCCUCCACGCCUUCUUCUCCAAGUUCGGGGAGAUCGAGGAGGGCCCCAUCGGUUUCGACCGCCAGACCGGGAAGCCCAAGGGGUUCGCCCUCUUCGUCUAUAAAACCGUGGACGGCGCUCGCAAAGCCCUCGAGGAGCCGAACAAGAACUUUGAGGGCCACCUGCUCUACUGCCAGAAGGCAACCGAUAGCAAAGCUAAGGCAGCAGCUGGGCCUUUAGCCACAAUGGCGGCCCCCCCAUCCAAUGCUGCCUCCACUCCAGACGCGCCAUCGAGCAUGGGUGGUGCCAAUGGGUCUGGAUAUGGCGGCACGCUGCCGGAUAUGGGUUUGGCGCAACAAGCUGCGAUUUUGGGGCAAGGACUUCUGGGUCUUAGCGGGACACAAACUUUUGGACAGGGGAUGCAGCCGAAUGCUGCAGUGCUCGCAAUGCUGGCGGCAGCUGGACAGAAUCCAGGAUCUUUCGGGAUCAAUCCUGCCGUGCUUGCAUCACUGAACCCUGCUUUGGCCACGGCUUUGGGUGCCGGAGGCCAGCAGCCUGUGCCUCCGUCUGCAGCCCCUCAGACAGUGGCGUCACAGAAUUAUGGAAUGGGAAACAUGGGGUAUCAGAAUGCUGGGUUUCAGGGACCACCAGGGUUUCAGGGGCCUCCAGGGUUUCAAGGUCCUCCAGGGUUUCAGGGUCCUCCGGGAUUUCAAGGUACUCAGCAUGUGUCUCAACAGGCUGUUGGUGGAGGUGGGGGUUCUUAUCAGGGAGGACCUGUUGGACAGGUGCCGAUGCCAAGGCCACCAGUUGGGCAAAUGGGUGGAUAUGCACCACAUUAGUUCGAUAUCAGGAUCGUGAUUAUUCGUGUGGUUUAAAGAUCAGAUGGCUUUUGAAUCGGUAUUGGCGCUCGGAGUGUUGAGAAAGCCUUGUGAUGCGGCAAUUAUUCAGAAAAGGAACUGCUUUUUCUUUUGGUUUUAUCGCCUUUUAUUAGUAUAUGAAAUUUGGGUUUAAUAUUUUAUAGUGUUUCUUUCCUCCCUUCUCUGUAACUGCUUCUACUGGUUCCCUGUAACAGAUGAUACUGUGGUCGCUAGUAAUUUUUUCUUUUAUUGAUGUCAUUUUGGAUUUGUCCGUCUUCUUCUGCAGAUGGUUUCCAUGAGAGCUUAAUAUUUAGCACUGUUUCUAUUACGUGGUAAUAUACAGUAAUACAUUGUUUUUGAAUGCUGUUACAUUUCCUAAGUUAUUAUUAAUGGGACAUCCAUCUGUCGGCUGGACAUGAGAAAACCCUACUUUCUCCUAAAAGAGGACUGCUCUCUGAGUACCGCUUAUUUGUAUGUAAAUGUGGAAAUGAUCCCUUUGUUUUUUCAACUUGAUUUAAGAUGCACUCAGUGUGGUUCUUUGUGUUUCUGUGUUGUGUCUUAGUUUUUCUGAAAAACUCAUAUAUCGGUCUCUGCUUUAGCCUUUAAUUGUGCUUGCGAUAUUCGUUUCUCAUGUGCUGGUCUUUCCACCUUGGCAUCGAUGAGUAGGUUGGACUGUGCGGCAUCGAUUACAUUCCAUCGUCUGAUCUCUGAACUUGUACAUUAAUAGAUGAGGAUCCAUCAACAUUGUGCAUGCUAUAGACACACUCUCGCUGCAUCACUUUUGCUGAUUGAGCUUUAUACAAUUGCUUAAGACCCCUGCCAUGCUCAUGCUGCCGACCCUGCUUUGGCAGUGGUGAUGGGGGCAAGGGGCUCAUAAGUGGUGCACCUAUUGGCGUUCGUUCUGAUGGCACCAAAACAGGGGUAUAGGCUGAGGAACAUGGCAUCAUCACUAUACUAGAAUGUGGUUUCUCAGGGGUCUCUAGGUUUCAUGGUCCCCCAACUGGUUUCUCAAUGUAUGGUUUUUGUUUUUUUUUCUUUUCUUCCUUUCCUUUUUUAGUUUUGGGGUUGGGGGGGGGGGGGGGGGGGGAUGAAGUUGGUGGUUCAUAUCAGGGGCAUCCUUUGUGAAAAGGCCCAAUGACAACCCGAGGGUGGACGCGGACCAAAUCGUGUGUAUAGUUCUUGCAAAAGUAACUUCUUGCUGCUAGUUGAUGCUCCCUUUGCUUUUGUUUGAUAUUGAGAUUGUGUUUAUUUGUGUGGUUUAAAGAUCAGAUAGCUUUAGAACUGUAUUGGCACAUGGUGUGUUGAGAAAGCAUUCCAAUUUGAUAACUGUUCAGAUAUCGAACUUCUUUUUCUUCAGUUUAUUCCCUUUUAUGAAUGUACAUAUAUUGGGAUUUAUCAUUAAUUGUUUUUUUCCCUUCACUCGAACUGUCGUCAGCAUUUCACUAUAAUGGACAAUACUGUUUUUGCUUGGAUUUUGUGGAGUUUUUCUGCAAAUGGUUUUCAUGAGAGCCUAAUGAGUAGAUCGCAAUGUGACUUUGAUGUGAAAAUAGUACAAUUAUAUAUUGUUUUUGAACAGUGCUUUGUUUACCACUUUAUCAUUACUGGGAUAUUUAUCUGUUUCACAUGAUCAUCAUGGACAUUAGAAAAAUCCUACCCUCUCCUUGAAGUGAACUGCUAUUUAGCCUAUAAAAGCAUAUACUUGUUGGACUGGGCCUUGUUUAUGCAACUUCUUUUUUUUCAGCUUCAUUGCCUUUUGUGGAUGUAUGUACUUUGGGAUUUCUCUUUAGUUUUCUUCUCUUCUUUGGAGCUGUCAUCACUAUUUCUCUAUAAUAGACUAUGCUGUCUUCGGUAGUUAUCCUUUUUUUCUUAAUAAAUAUGGCUUUGGAUUUCGUGGAGCUUUUGUACUAAUGGUUUUCAUGACAACUUAAAGAAUAGAUCACAAUGUCAGUAAGAUUUUAAAUCAUGUGAGAAGGGGUGUCCCAGAUUCUCUACCGCACGUUUCUUUGUUUGUUUAUUUCUUUUUCUUCUUUCUUUCCUUUCUAUGUUCUUUCAUUCUUUUCUUUCUUUCUUUUUCUUUCUUCCUUCCUUUCCUUCUUUCUAUCCUUUCUUUCUUUUUGUUCUCCAAUACUUCCUUUCUUUUGAUCUCUCCACAUUUGUUCAUCCUUUGUGUGCAGAAAUGCUUUUACAGGCACUAGAUCUUGAGACAGAAACUUGUCACCUUUCUAGCUAUAAACCUAAGUAGGAUGGGCUGGCAAUCAGCCACCUUCUAUUCAUUGACAGCUGCCUAUUUUUAUCUCAUGCCGGGCGACAUGACUGCUACAAUUUCCAUCAAGUUCUACUGGAGGGUGGAUUUGGACAAAUCAGUGCUACUCUUCAGUCCACAUAUCCUGUCUUCCAUUGUCCAUGAAUUAACCUCUAUCCUGUAGAUUCACAAUGUUGAGGAGCUUGGGCGUUAUCUGGGGGGUUCUUUGAAAGGAGUUAGAUUGAAGCAAACAGACUUAUAGAUCAUCAAGAAUCAGAUCGAUCAUCUUCUGGACUUGUGGAAAUGGAGAAAUUUAUCCUUUGCCAGCGGUGCUACCUCGGUCGAUCCAUGCAAUGUGCCUCACGUUUUCCCAAUCAGUUUCCUAAACUGAUUGAAAGGAUGAUAAGAUAUUUUCUAUGGGGGAACCAUCCAGCUGGUCACAAUUUGCAUACCAUUUAUUGGGAUGUCAUAUGUCAGCUGCCAUCAGGUUUGGAUUGGAAUUCCAAUUUGAAGACUUGGUGGGAAGCUUUGUUGAGUAAAUCUUCAGGUGGUUGGUCAACCUCUGAACCUAAUAGACAGUGCUCAAGAGCUUGGGAGAUCAUCUCCAUAUUAGUCCUACAGGUGAAGCAUUCCUUCCAUGGCAAUGGGGGAUGGAGUCACGCCCUUCCCAGAACCAGUGGCUAAACAGAUUAUGCAAAUGCCUUGAACCGCUGGAGGAGGCAAGGACUUGGAUCUGUUGGGGAGAGCAUUUCAGAAGACAAAUGCAUCGACAGAGAAUUCCCAUGUUUCUUGAUUGUGGUCCGCAAUGUACAUAUUGUAAAAGGUUUUUCCUCUAGAAACUUGCUUUGGAAAGGCUUCCCUUGCUAAUCUACUUCACCAAUUUGGCCUCGGCUCUUCAUUAUGCCCCCGCUGUCAUGGUGGUGAUGAAUCCCUUGAUUAUAUCUUACUGUACUUGCCCCAAGGUCCUUGGUAUUUGGAUGGCUGUCGAUUGCCCAAGUUGGUAUCAGACCAAAGCCUUCGAUGAAUCCUCCCCAAUGACUGCUGCUGCUUCUAGUGCUCAAAUGGAGCUUAUCUAUCUCUCUCUGGCAGAUUUGGAAAUCCCGGAACGAUGUAUAAUCUUCCAGAAUUCACCACAGCAACUAGCCGGAGUUUUGCAGUGUCCUCGCUGCCGGCUUAGUGCUCCGGUAGAAGCCAAACUGGGAUGGGUGCGUGCAUACUACAUCAGCAGGCGCCGGCUAUAUCAUUCAAGAUACGAGUGGUCGAUCUCUACAGCCGGCAACCAUUCGGUGGAGCUCACAGCAGCGUGUGGGAAUUUAAACUGCUAUUACUUGAUGCUGGGUGCUGAAAAACUGUGGUAUUGAAGGUGACUUUACUACCAUAAUGGCAUGGCUUCUUCGAUCUCAUUUAGCUUCCAUCCUCUCUCGGCCGUCCUCGUUUCCUCCUACUUUGAUGUUCUUUGUAAAUUCUGAUGCUUUUGGCUGCUAUUUUCGAGAUUCUAGUGGGGCUUGCGAUGCGUGGUAGGAUCAGCCUAUUUGAGGCCAAGAGGGUUUUGAACAAGUUUCACGAGAAGUUGUAGCACGACUAUUACUGGAUGAGCGGCGCCUGUGUUUAUCAAAGUGUUAAUUAUAUAAAAGAUUUAAUUUAUUAUAUGUAUUUAUAUUUUUAAUUUA
Messenger RNA from Phoenix dactylifera (date palm), 5774 nucleotides. The record is from RefSeq and is a predicted model, not a curated record. NCBI's taxonomy places the organism in Eukaryota, Viridiplantae, Streptophyta, Magnoliopsida, Arecales, Arecaceae.